Hemiscyllium ocellatum (epaulette shark) is the source of this 1077-nucleotide messenger RNA. RefSeq names its product radial spoke head component 1 (gene rsph1). Bases 1 to 1077 code for a protein of 358 amino acids. The transcript has 9 exons. Gene Ontology annotation, biological process: spermatid development; axoneme assembly. Gene Ontology annotation, cellular component: nucleus; motile cilium. The record is from RefSeq and is a predicted model, not a curated record. NCBI's taxonomy places the organism in Eukaryota, Metazoa, Chordata, Chondrichthyes, Orectolobiformes, Hemiscylliidae.
AUGUCAGUGACAGAAUCUGAGGAGUUUGAAGAGGAGCAGGGCCCUUAUUUAGGGGAAUAUGAAGGUGAUCGGAAUGAGGAAAAUGAGAGACAUGGUCAAGGGAAAGCUAUUCUGCCAAAUGGUGACACAUAUGAAGGUGCCUAUGAAUAUGGCAAGCGCCAUGGAAUGGGAACAUACAGGUUUAAGAAUGGAGCACGUUAUGUAGGUGAAUAUCUGCAGAACAAGAAACAUGGUCAAGGAACCUUCUAUUAUCCAGAUGGCUCCAAGUAUGAAGGAAGUUGGGCCCAUGAUCAGCGACACGGAGAAGGAACUUAUUAUUAUCCAAAUGGUGAUACAUAUACUGGAGAAUGGCUUGCUCAUCAAAGGCAUGGUCAGGGAACCUACAUGUAUGCACAGGCUGGCUCCAAAUAUGUGGGAACCUGGGUUCAUGGAAAGCAGAUCGAAGCUGGAGAGCUCAUUCACCUGAACCACCGAUACCAGGGCAACUUUCUCAAUAACAAUCCUACAGGUCGAGGGAAAUACAUCUUUGACUUUGGCUGUGAGCAGCAUGGAGAAUACCUUCAGAUAGAGCAGGACAAAACCGAUGAAGAGAUCGCAGAGGAAGAAUCCAUAACCAUAACCGUCCUGAAGUGGAAGGCAGAGAAGCUGUCAGGAUUGACGUUGUACUCUCCAACAUUUAAGGCCGAUGUAAAGUCCGAUGCUUCAGAGCCUGAGGAGCAGGCUGCCGAUAAUGCAGAGGGCACUGACGUUGCUGGGACAGACAUUCCUGAGACAGAUGCUCCUGAUACUGAUGCCCCAGAAGUUGCUUCCCCAGAAGUUGCUUCCCCAGAAGCUGAUGCCCCAGAAGCUGAUGCUCCAGAGGCUGAUGCGGCAGAGGCUGAUGCUCCAGAGGCUGAUGCUCCAGAGGCUGAUGCGGCAGAGGCUGAUGUGGUCGAGGCUGGUGCUGCUGAAACAAAUGGUCCUGUGACAGAAGCUCCUGGUUCAGAUGACCCUGUUCUCGAUUCCCUUAGUUUAGCAGAAGGAAGUUUUGAGGUGCUCAAUGCCUUCCCAGCUCCUCCUCCACUGUGGACGGUCUAG